AUGGAGGAGGCGGUGCAGAUGGUGCAUCGGCAGGACGCCGCGGUCAAGCAGAUGAAAAAGAUGCGCCCGAAGAAAUUUCGCUGUCAGUACUGCGACGUCGCGUUCAGCAACAACGGCCAGCUCAAGGGACACGUUCGGAUACACACUGGUGAGAGACCGUUCAAGUGCGACGUUGAAUCCUGCGGAAAGUCCUUCACCAGGAACGAGGAACUGACACGACACAAGCGGAUUCACACUGGUGUUCGACCUCAUUCUUGCGUCGUCUGCGGCAAACGAUUCGGGCGCAAGGAUCACUUGAAGAAGCACACGAGGACUCACGAAGUACGCGAUCCGUAUCGUCUCUCGGCGGCGGCGCUAGACAUGUUAGCUCUGAGCCAUCCAUUUCAGCAAGCUGCUGGGCUCGCACCGUACGUCUACCAGAUUUGA
This is a messenger RNA of Ooceraea biroi (clonal raider ant), 426 nucleotides long. RefSeq names its product zinc finger protein 436. The record is from RefSeq and is a predicted model, not a curated record. Gene Ontology annotation, molecular function: DNA-binding transcription factor activity, RNA polymerase II-specific; RNA polymerase II cis-regulatory region sequence-specific DNA binding. Lineage: Eukaryota; Metazoa; Arthropoda; Insecta; Hymenoptera; Formicidae. Gene Ontology annotation, biological process: regulation of transcription by RNA polymerase II.